AAUUAUCCGAUAGUAAAAUUCAAACUAUUAUUAAUUACUUCUCCAAGAAUCUCAACACUGAAUUACCAGAUAAACAGGAUGACUCUAUCAUAGAUUCCGAAGAGGAGGUUUCAAAUGAUCAGACUAAUUCAUCGGAAGCAGUUUUAGCUGAAGUAAACAUAUCAACCGCACCUAUUCCUUUAACACACAUCUCUAAUUCUUCAGAUAAUUCCUCAAAAUUCAGUCCAGUUAAUUCACCCAAAGCUGAGGAUGAUUUUGAUAAAAUGGUCAUGGAAGCUUUCGAGAAGAAAGAGGCUAGUCAUUCUGUGUCUGCCUCCUGCAAUUCAAAAUAUGAGGUGGGUAAGAAAAAGGAAUCUUUACCCAAGGAAGAGGUAAGUAUACCUGAUAAUUCCUUAGAUUUUAAUUUGGAUUCCUCUGAUGUUGAUAAUGUCAAUAAUGAAAAUGAUAAUGAAUUCUCCGAUAACAACAAAGAGGAAGAUAAUGAUGGGUUCUGUGGAUUUUCUAAUAAUGAUGAUGAAGAUUAUUAUUAUGAUUUAAAUACCAGUGAAACUUAUAUAAAAUCGGACUAUUCAAUCUGCACAUAUUAA
Ambispora leptoticha is the source of this 587-nucleotide messenger RNA. Lineage: Eukaryota; Fungi; Glomeromycota; Glomeromycetes; Archaeosporales; Ambisporaceae. The record is from the annotation of a GenBank genome assembly.